This is a messenger RNA of Malaya genurostris, 2670 nucleotides long. RefSeq names its product zinc finger protein 11-like. NCBI's taxonomy places the organism in Eukaryota, Metazoa, Arthropoda, Insecta, Diptera, Culicidae. Bases 75 to 2321 code for a protein of 748 amino acids. The record is from RefSeq and is a predicted model, not a curated record. The transcript is spliced from 3 exons.
CAGAAAAACAUCAAUUCGGUUUACAGCAAAAAGUGAACGUUUCUAAAAUUUUGACUAAAAUCACACGAAGUGAAAUGGAAUUUUACCUUGAUCGUGAUAGGAUAUUAAAGGAGGAAAAACCAGAAAACAAUCCCGUCCCAACAAUCGAAACCCCAAUAAAACUCGAAUAUCAGAUUUGUGAUGACGAAUUCACACAGAAAAACGAUCUUCAUCUCGAAUAUCAGAUAAGUGAUGAAAAAUCCAUACAAAAAAAUGGUCUUCAUGAGGACGUCUUAACACCUAAAGGGGACCAGGUUUAUAGUUGCGAAAUUUGCGGUGAACAAUUUUCAUUGAAAGAAGCCAUAAAAAAGCAUAUGAUCGUUCACACUGAAAACCAACAAUUUAUGUGUAAUGUGUGUGGCAAAGAAUACCAGUGUUAUCAGCGAUUAAAGGACCACACAAAUAUUCACACUGGUGAGCGUCCGUACAACUGCACUGUAUGCGAAAAAAAAUUCACGUCUAAAAUGUUGCUUGUUCAACACAUGCACAUUCACACAAGCCAGCAUACGUACAAAUGCAAUGUAUGCGGAAAAGAAUUUGCCAUCAAGCGUUAUCUAAAUAAACACAUGUCUAUUCACCAAAGUGUGUACGAGUAUAAGUGCGAAGUGUGUGGCAAAAGCUUUCAUGACGAUGCUUACCUCACGAGACACAAACGCAUGCAUACAAACGAGAAGUUUAAAUGCACCAUAUGCGAGAAAGAUUAUACCACCAAAUAUGAUCUCAGCAGGCACAUGAAAAUUCACGUGGAUGGUUACAAGCAUAAGUGUGAUUUGUGCGGCAAACGAUUCAUCUUCAAAUCACUUUUGAAAGACCACGAAAAUAGUCACACAGGUGAACGGCCCUACAAAUGCACUGUAUGUGAAAAAGAUUUUCAGGGUAAACUAAAUCUAGCUCAUCACAUGCGCCAUCACUCGAGCGAGCGGCCUUACAGAUGCGCCGUAUGUGGAAAAGAUUUCGUCAUUCAGUCUUUCCUAACCAGACAUAUGCUUGUUCACACGAAUGAUUAUAAGCAUAAGUGUGACGCUUGUGGCAAAGGAUUUAUGACCGAAAAACGCUUGCAAGAUCAUGAACGUUGUCAUACAGGAGAGCUACCGUACAAAUGCACUGUAUGUGGAAAAAAAUUCGCGACUAUGUUUAACCUAUCCAGGCACAGGGUUAUUCACAAAAGAGAUUAUAGGUUCAAGUGUGAAGUGUGUGGCAAAGCCUUUCAUGAUGGCACUAACCUCGCGAGACACGAACGCGUUCAUACAAACGAGACUCAUGUGGAUGGUUACGAGCAUAAGUGUGAUGUAUGCGACAAAAGAUUCAUCUCCAUAUCACUUUUGAAAGAGCACGCAAAUAGUCACGUAGGUGCACAGCCUUACAAAUGUACUGAAUGCGGAAAGGACUUUGGUGAUGAGAGAAAACUUUCUUUACACAUGCGACUUCACACAAGCGAGCGACCGUACAAAUGCACCCUGUGUGAGAAAGAAUUUGCCAUUAUGGUUUACCUAACUAAACACAUGCUUAUUCACACGGAUAACUAUAAUCAUAAGUGUGGCGUUUGUGGCAAAGGAUGUGUGACCAGAAAACGCUUAAAGGAUCAUGAACGCUGUCAUACAGGAGAGCGACCGUUUAAAUGCACUGUCUGUGAAAAAAGUUUCGCGACUCAGGUUUACUUAACGAAACAUAUGUCUACUCACCAAAGUGAGUUCAAAUAUAAGUGCGAAGUGUGCGGCAAACCCUUUAAUGAUGGUGUUUACUUCGCGAGACACAAACGCAUUCAUACGAACGAGGGAUUCAAAUGCACCAUAUGCGAGAGAGCUUAUUCCAAUAAGUGCAAUCUCAGCAGACACAUGAAAAUUCACGUAGAUGGUUACGAGCAUAAGUGUGAUGUGUGCGGCAAAGGAUUCACCUGCAAAUCACUUUUGCAAGAUCACGAACAUAGUCACACAGUUGAACGGCCUUACAGUUGCACCGUAUGUGGGAAAGAUUUCGCCAUUCUGGUUUACCUAACUAAACACAUGCUUACUCACACGGAUGAUUACAAGCAUAAGUGUGACGUUUGUGGCAAAGGUUGUAUGACCAGGAAAUUACUGGAAGAUCAUAAACGCUGUCAUACAGGAGAGCGACCGUACAAAUGCACUGUAUGUGGGAAAGGUUUUGCGACUAAGACAUACCUAUCCAAACACAGGUUUAUUCACGAAAGUGAUUACAAGUACAAGUGUGAAGUGUGUGGUAAAGGCAUGAAUGAUAGUUCAGGCUUCGCAAAACACAAAAGCCUUCAUACGAACGAGAAGUAAAAGCCUCUAAGAUUGGGAAAGGAUUCACAAAAGGUAUAUUGCUGAAAGAUCACUAACGCAGUCACGCAGUGAAGGGAAACACAAACAUUUGAUGGUUGUUUUGAAUCACUUAUUAAGGAACUCCACUCACUAUAACGAAUAACAUCCAAUGGUGUUCGGAUAGUACGAAUCAAUCAUGUUCGAGGGCACUUGCCACUGUUGAAUAUCCCCCAUCAUUUCAGUACAUCGUCUCACACAUUUGGGCAAAAACUGCGAUCUAUAGUUUUAUGACAUGACUGAUGUGAAUUAAUCAAGACAAUGCAUUUAAUAAAUAAGUGAACAAAUUUACUGCACGCAUUGAACAACAAUC